AUGCCCGUUGGUACUAUUGGUUCUACCCCAGGUCCAAUGCUUGCAGGCUUUGGUAGAUUUUCAGUCACAAUUCAUGGAAAAGGUGGCCAUGCUGCAUUUCCCCAUUUGGCCACAGAUCCAUUUCCUGCUGCCUGCUCGGCCGUCAUUGCUCUUCAACAGCUUAUUUCUCGAGGAACAGACCCUCUAGAGGCCAGGGUGGUCAAUGUUGUUGGUGUGAGCCAUGAUUUCCUGUUAACCCUUGUCUCCCAAACAAAAAUACAAACCUACCUAACGAGAUACAUGGGAGUCUCAAAUCAGAUCGGCCAUUGCACAGUGAUAAUGGGAGCAGAGGAUUUCAGCUUCUACUCAAAGGAGUCUGCUGCAACAAUUUUUGUGCUUGGAAUAAAGAAUGAGAGUCUCAAAUCAGAUCAGCCAUUGCACGCAUCUCACUUUGUCAUUGAUGAAGAGGCUCUUUCUGUAGGAGCAGCUCUCAAUGCUGCUGUGGCAAUCUCUUACUUGGGUACACAUGUUGAGACUCAUUAA
This is a messenger RNA of Prunus dulcis (almond), 522 nucleotides long. Its product is annotated as IAA-amino acid hydrolase ILR1-like. Gene Ontology annotation, biological process: auxin metabolic process. Lineage: Eukaryota; Viridiplantae; Streptophyta; Magnoliopsida; Rosales; Rosaceae. Bases 1 to 522 code for a protein of 173 amino acids. Gene Ontology annotation, cellular component: endoplasmic reticulum. The transcript is spliced from 3 exons. The record is from RefSeq and is a predicted model, not a curated record. Gene Ontology annotation, molecular function: IAA-Ala conjugate hydrolase activity.